AUGACGAAGCACAAGACGCGAUCUCUCCGCAGGAGUGAAGCACCGCUGUUAUUGUCCCGUGUCUGCUCCACCUGGAGAAAUGCAGCGAUUAAUACCCCUCAUUUAUGGAAACAGCUUGAAUUCCGGAUCCCGGAUCCCUUGGGGCUGUCCAUUUCUGUGGAUUUGGUUGAAAAGAUGAAAGUAUGGGUUGGGAGGGCAAGAGACCUUCCUGUCUUGCUGCGACUGGUGUUGCGAAAGCGAUAUAUCCCAGCAGCCGAGGCCUACUUCAGCUUGGAGGAAACGCUUUCACAGGAACCCUUAUCGUCGGUGUGUAACCUCGACAUAUCGAUACCCACCUCCGCCAAUCUAUAUCCCUCGUUUGAACGAGCAGACGGAUUCAAGCGCUUGGAGUCGCUUGUCGUGCGUUCUCAGAACAACAUCGACCCCACGGCCGAUCAAAGUCACCUAAUGCUCUUGCCCGGAGCCACAAUGCUUCGCCGAGCUGUGUUGCUCAACGUCAUUUCUCAACGGAUCUCCUCCACUCUCUUCCCUUGGAGCCAGCUCACACAUUUAUACGCUGGACACCAAGUGUCCGUUGAACUGUGGUAUCGCGUGAUGAGCUACUGUGUCAAUCUGAGGGUCGCGUCUUUUGGCAUUGUCGGCUGGUGGUCUGACUACAAUUUUCGCCCUACUGGGAAGUCAAUCCUGCUUCCUCAUCUCAGCAUCUUGAAUAUCAUGCAUGACCAGUGUAGAACCCUGACUUCUGACGAGUCUGAAUUCCCAUUCAGCGGUCUUGCCCUUCCAGCCCUGAGCACUCUCCGAUUUGUGGCGAAUGACCUCUUCACUCAGGCCUGGUCAGGUCUCAGCGAUUACUCCCAGCUGCACUUCCUUCGAGAAUUUGCGCUUAUUAGGUCAUUCGACCUUCCAUCAACUCAUUUACAAGACCUUUGCAGAUUAUUCGAAGCUACACCGUUCUUGUCAUCAUUACAGCUAUCGAUACAAACACCCUAUGAUGUCCUCUUUGCCAAUCUUUUGCCCACCGCUAAACCAUCACUUCUUCCAAAUCUCGAAAAUCUUGAAAUUCAUUGCACUGGGAUCUGGAGAUACGGGCAGCCCGAAGACUUUCCACCUCUGUUUGUAGAUCUAAUUAAGGCACGGUGGUGGAUUCCUGCGUACGACUCCAGAAAAACUGUCCGUUUACAGCAAGCUGUCUUGGAUUUCAAAGGAAUGGGCGAGGCUGAAACUUACCUGGCUAUUAUCCGAAAAUCGUUACAGCCUUGUGUUGACGAAGGACUCAACCUUCACUUGGGCGAUGAUCUAGACGUUGGAGAAGACCCCAUACAUGUCAUGCCUUUUUCCAACGAUACUCACCACUGGCAUGAGGAUUUGAUUGACGGAGGUGCCAUUCACUUCGGAGGAUGUGAAACAUGUUUUGAGCUACCUGAGGCUUCCCCUCAAGAGAGUCAAGACCAUCAAGACCUGAUCGGUACACGAAUGAUCGAUGAUACGGCCCUGAUGCUACAGGUUGACCUCCCAGCCGACAUUCACGAGUACGCCAGGUCCAGUUACGGUCUUUCGGACGUGGACCUCAACAGAAUAGCGUCCUACAUCGAAGAAUGUACCAAGAACCUCGCUUGUAUUGAGAAACAGCUGGCUAUAGAGCUGGAAAUCGAGCGACCGUGGCCGAAUCACAUCCGCGCAGACCUGCGGCUAAGGAAGACCACGGAGAUCAGAAGGAUAAGGAUUUGCAGGCAGAUUGGGGCGCCUAUCCGACGACUUCCCCUUGAGAUUCUUGGGGAGAUAUUUACGUUCUGUCUGCCCCCCGUGAUGACGAAGCACCGGGCGCGAUCCCUCUGCAAGCGUGAAGCGCCGCUGUUAUUGUGUCGCGUCUGCUCUUCCUGGAGAAACGCAGCGAUAAAUACGCCCCAUUUGUGGAAAGAGCUUGAAUUCCGGAUCCCGGAUCCCUAUGGACUGUCCAUUCCUGUGGAUUUGGUUGAAAAGAUGAAAGUGUGGGUUGGGAGGGCAAGAGACCUUCCUGUCUUGCUGCGACUAGUGUUGCUAACUUGUCGAUACAUCCCAGCAGCCGGGGCCAGCGUCAGCCUGGAGGAAACGCUUUCACAGGAACCCUUGUCGUCAAUGUGUAACCUCGACAUAUCGAUACCCAUAUCCUCCGAUCUAUUUCCCUCGUUUAAACAAGCAGACGGAUUUGAGCGCUUGGAGUCGCUUGCAGUGCGCACCUAUAGCACCCUCGACACCACGGUGGACCAAAGCCACCUUAUACUCUUGCCCGGAGCCUCAAUGCUUCGCCGAGUUGUGUUGAUCGACGUCAUUUCUCAACGGAUCUCCUCCACUCUCUUCCCUUGGAGCCAGCUCACACAUUUAUACGCUGGACACCAACUGUCGAUUGACCUAUGGUAUCGCGUGAUAAGCUACUGCGUCAAUCUGAGGGUCGCGUCUUUUGGCAUUGCCGGCUGGUGGUCUUACUAUGAUAUUCUCCUUACUACGGAGCCGGUCCUACUUCCUUAUCUCAGCAUCUUGAAUAUCAUGCAUGACCAGUUUCCUGACGAUUCUGAAUUCCCAUUCAGCGGUCUUGCCCUCCCAGCCCUAAGGACUCUCCGAAUUCUGUCGAGUGAUGCCUGCACUUGGUCAGGUCUCAGCGAUUACUCCCAGCUGCAUUUCCUUCGGGAAUUCGCGCUGAUUGGGUCAUUCAACAUAUCUCCAACUCAUAUAGAAGACCUUUGCAGAUUAUUCGAAGCUACACCAGUCUUAUCUUCAUUACAGUUAUCGAUACAAACGCCCUAUGAUGUCCUCUUUGCCAAACUUUUGCCCACCGCUAGUCCAUCACUCCUUCCGAACCUCGAAAAUCUUGAAAUUCAUUGCAAAAUCUGGAACUACAUGCAGCCCGACGAAUUUCCACCUCUGUUUAUAGAUCUGAUCAAAGCGCGGUGGUGGAUUCUUUUGCAAUCACAGGCACCAUACAACUUCAGAAAAACGGUCCGUUUACAGCAAGCUAUCUUGGAUUUCAACGGAAUGGGCGAGGCUGAAACUUACCUGGAUAUUAUCCGAAAAUCAUUACAGCCUUGUGUUGACGAAGGACUUGACCUUCACGUGGGCGAUUGUCCAGAAGGAGCAGAUCCUAUACAUGUUAUGCCUUUUACCAACGAUAUUCAGCACUGGCAUGAGGAUUUGAUUGACGGAGGUGCCAUUCGCUCCGGAAGUUGUCAUGCAUGUUUUGAUUGA
Molecule: messenger RNA, 3219 nt
Organism: Laccaria bicolor S238N-H82
Lineage: Eukaryota; Fungi; Basidiomycota; Agaricomycetes; Agaricales; Hydnangiaceae
Exons: 3
Coding region: 1-3219 (1072 amino acids)
Molecular function (GO): protein binding
Source: RefSeq, a predicted model, not a curated record